This is a messenger RNA of Lingula anatina, 1020 nucleotides long. RefSeq names its product nuclear factor NF-kappa-B p105 subunit. NCBI's taxonomy places the organism in Eukaryota, Metazoa, Brachiopoda, Lingulata, Lingulida, Lingulidae. Gene Ontology annotation, molecular function: protein binding. Gene Ontology annotation, cellular component: cytoplasm. The record is from RefSeq and is a predicted model, not a curated record. Gene Ontology annotation, biological process: intracellular signal transduction.
AUGGAGUAUAUCGAGCCAGACAUUUAUAACGCUCUGAAAAAUGAUAAUGCCAAGACUUUGGAUGAGUUUCUUGAAGCUGGUUUUGACGUGAACCACACGUUUUGCACGAAGAGGAUUCCACCGCAGGAUGUUGGUUUGACACUCCUGCAUGUUGCCGUGAAAAGCAAAAACAGCAACGUGAUCAAACUUCUAAUCAAAAGAAAAUGUGAUGUGAACGUUCUGUCCACGCAAGACCCAGGAUCCUACCUCCCUUCCACUGUAAAACAUUUAGGGAAAAAUCUAAAACAGAGUUCUUUAUACUUGGCAGUUGUGAACAAUGAUGUUGAAACUGUUAAAGUGCUUGUAACCGCAGGGGCAGACUUAAAGUUGUGUGACGAUAUGGGGUGCUCUGUUCUCUGGCAUAUAACAGACCUGUAUGGUGACAUAUCUAUGGCGAGGACCAUAAUAAAGAGUGGUCAGUGUGCCAUUAAUUACGCUGAUAUACAUGGGCUGGGGCCCCUCCAUGUGGCUGUCAUUCGUGGUAACAUAGACUUUGUGAAGUUCUUAAUGCGCAGCAGAGCUGUAGUUGAUUUAGAACAAUGUGAAGGUGCUACACCAUUGUGUCUUGCAUGUAAAUAUGCCAAGAAGGAGGCAGUUCAGGUUCUCCUACAACACGGUGCCAAUCCAAAUCAUAUAGGUAGAAACAAUAUCUCUCCAGUAAGUUGUGCCAUAGGGUUUAUGCGGAAUAGUAAAGGCAACUUCAAUGAUGUGCUGGCCCCACUCAUUAUGGCUGGUGCAGCUCUGCCCUCAGUUCACAGAAUUAUCGCAUCUCUGCCAAAGAUGUAUUUAGUGAUGUAUCCAGAGUUCCACCAGUGGCUGUUGGAGCAUGCCUCAAAGCCUCGACGGCUUAUGGAGCUAUGUGGACAUGUCAUCAGACAACAGCUAGGCAGAGCAAGAUGGGGACAGAGUGCUUAUGCUGCAGUGGAACAACUUCCCCUGCCAAACUUUCUGAAAGACUAUGUAGAACUCAGGCAUUUGUAA